This is a messenger RNA of Ceratina calcarata, 3880 nucleotides long. Its product is annotated as cytosolic carboxypeptidase-like protein 5. The record is from RefSeq and is a predicted model, not a curated record. Gene Ontology annotation, molecular function: zinc ion binding; metallocarboxypeptidase activity. The transcript is spliced from 11 exons. The coding region runs from base 981 to 3503 and encodes 840 amino acids. NCBI's taxonomy places the organism in Eukaryota, Metazoa, Arthropoda, Insecta, Hymenoptera, Apidae. Gene Ontology annotation, biological process: proteolysis; protein deglutamylation.
UUUAAAAGCCUCUCGCGUUUUUAUUUCGAAUAUUUGAUCGACGCCGACGCAUAUAAUAAAAUAUAUGUCCAGCACGUAGCGAAUUGUGAAAGAAAGAUUUUUAUGUACGAUGUAAAAUGUAAUCCACAAUUGCUUGGCUCGAUGAAACUUGAUUGGACAUUUCUGUUCGCGCUUUAAUGUUCUGAUUUAACAGGCUUCGAUAGAUACGUAAUGAUUAGUGUAUUGUGCCAGAUUACUAUUGACAAUAAUAAUUUUUAAAUACAUAGAUCACGCUUAUAUUCAUCGACCGACAUGGUCUCGGUUAGUUACGAAUAAGAAUUUACAUUGCACCCAAGUGCAACAGUUGAUUUUUCAUGUAUUUUUCACCAGUAUUUGUCACCCUUACCGCUUUUUAAGUUUCUUCAAAAUUCGAUUUAAUCUCAGGUAACGAUCGAAGUAAAGUGAAAAAAUGAAUAGUUACAUAACAAACGUGGGUGGAUGUGUGUGGUCCUAACAUUUUGUGCGUGAAAGUAACAGUUUGAGAAGUUAUGGAAGUGUUUGUGUUAACGUUCGAUUUAAUCGGAUAGAGGUAACAACUUUGAAUAAUUCAAACGUUGUACUAAAUGGAACAAUUGAAAAUUAACGACGUCCGUCAUUCUGUCACAAUUAGUGCUCCUACAACUCCUACAUGCGAAUGUUACAAUGAACUCGUAAACAUGUUUGCAUUAGGCACAACAAUGAUAUCGUUGGGAAUAUUGCGUGAAUAUAAUAAUACGUCGCAUAUAAUUUAAGGGGGAAUAAAUAUAAAAAGAGAGUUCACCUUGUUUCUAAAGAGCACGUUAACAAACUUCGCGAUACGAAGGGCGGACUGAACUAUUUAGAAAUCGUGACGAUUUCGAGAUAGCUGUCAAACAUGACUUUUUUAACACAAAAGUAACACCACGGUCGAAGGAAAUUCCAAUCGAUAUCGGAGAAAACAACCCUUAACCUUUUGACACAUUAUGGCAAAUCUGGGUGAUUCGAUCGUAUGCGGAGGCUUCGUAUUUUACAAUAACUUCGAUUCGGCCAACUUGGCCAAAGUUGAAUUGGUGAAGGUCCCAGAAGCGCUUGACAAAGAUGGAUGUGAGGCAGAGAACAAGUCGUGUAAAAGCUCAAAUUCCGACGAUAUCCCAGAUUAUGAAUUUAACUUGUGGACGAAACACGACUGUCAUGGAACCCAGUUUCAAAACAAUAACAGGACAUGGUUCUAUUUCGGUGUUAAAGUUAACAGUCCAGGGGCUUAUAUCAAAUUUAAUAUAAUGAAUUUAAAUAAACAACUGAAAAUGUUCAGCCAAGGGAUGUGUCCUGUUUUCAAAACCAUACCUGGUCACCUGCAUUGGCAACGGAUUCAUGACAAACCUACUUACAGUAUGGAUCAAAAAGGGAAUGAUUUUACAUUAUCAUUCACUUAUAAUGCUCCUGAAAAUCUGAAAGCAAUAACGUAUUUCGCUUUCACUUAUCCAUUUUCAUACACCGAUCUACAAAAUUAUUUGAAAAGAAUCGAAACAAAAUUAUCAAAGAGGACUAUAACAUCAGUCGACGAUGUUUAUUAUCAUAGGGAAUGUGCAAUAAAAUCUUUGGAAGGACGAAGACUGGAUCUAAUAACGAUAAGUUCUUUUCAUAACAUAUCAGGGGAGAGAGAAGACAGACUGAAUAACUUGUUUCCUGAGAAAGAAGAGGAGAGGCCCUUUAAAUUCUGGGAUAAAAAAAUAAUUUUCAUUAGUGCAAGAGUUCAUCCGGGAGAGACACCAUCUAGUUUCGUUUUCAACGGUCUCCUCAAUUUUCUUGUGAAUCGUGACGAUCAAAUUGCGAUCAACCUCCGCCGUUUGUAUGUGUUCAAAAUGAUACCAAUGCUUAAUCCUGAUGGUGUCGCCAGAGGCCAUUACCGAAUGGAUACGAGAGGUGUAAACCUGAACAGGGUCUACCUGAAUCCUUCCUUAAAAGAUCAUCCAACGAUAUAUGCCGCAAGGAACCUGAUAAGAUAUUACCAUCACACGUACCAGCUGCCAAGCGAGGAAGACAUUUCAAGUGGUUGUAUAGGGAACGGUGAGAAUACGAUGGCUAUUCUUGAUUCAUCUUGUGGGAUCUCGAAUAUAGUACGUGACACGACGACAAGAUUACUUCAACAGGAUUGCGCGUUAUCGAAGGCAGAUAUGGACGGAAUGCCUGAGGGUGGUGGAGAAGGACUGACUAGUAAAACGGAAGAAACUGACAAUUCCGUAGAACUGAAAUCUGAUAAGAAGACUUAUACUGCUGUCGGCAUAGGACAUUUGCCCAAAGAGGAUUCGGGAUUGUAUCUGUAUAUUGACUUACACGGUCACGCCUCGAAAAAGGGUGUCUUUAUGUACGGGAAUUACUUCGAUAACAUAGAGGACACGAUAACGUGUAUGCUUUUACCGAAGUUAAUGUCGAUUAACAAUCCAAAUUUUCAUUUCGCUUCGUGCAAUUUCACGGAAAGGAAUAUGUAUAUAAUAGAUAAAAGGGAUGGUAUGUCGAGAGAAGGAUCGGGUCGCGUGGCUGUAUUUAAACUUACUGGACUUAUACGUAGUUAUACGCUGGAGUGUAACUAUAAUUCAGGACGAUUGGUGAAUACCGUGCCAGCAAGGAUUCGCGAUGGUGUAAAUAAGAAUAUGACUCCCAUGUUCGUCCCGCCGAAAUAUACUCCAGGAGUUUUCGAAGGGGUUGGAGCAGCGUUGGGUCCUUCCAUUCUGGACCUUACGACUAAUAAUCCUAACAGUCGACUGCCAAAUAGUCAAUAUCGCUCAUUAAGAGGCGUAAAGUCUUAUUUAAAAUUAGCAUACGUGAACAAUCUUUCCUCGCCAAACGGCAAAUCUCUGCAUAAGGAUGAUAACGGUGCCGCAUUUCCGGAUGCGUGUAAUUUAAAAGAUAUCGAAUCUCAGAUAAGCGAUUCGUCUGUCGGGUCGAAGAAUUCAUUGAGAAGCGAGACGAACCUCGUGAAAAAGCCAUGCAUCGUCCGCCGCACCACGUCCCUUUAUACUGCGGUAAAGAGAAUAAGAAGCAGCAAAAAAUCCAAGCAGACGAUAACUCGCAGACCGCUGAGAAAUCAAUGCGUCAAUAAUAUCGAGAACGCUGCUAAGGUCUCCGUGCUCGGAACGAAGAACAUUGCGAAAUCUUAUUUAAAAGCAUCGGAGAAUCAAUGUGCAACUAGAAAGGCGACCGUAAAGGCAAGUAAAACGCAGAAGGCGCAAGCGAUGCUAUCUUCCGAGGAAACAGCUAUCGUGAAACACGGGGCGAAGAGAUUAAAAAUCGUUUCGACGAGGAUGAAUAAACGGCUGGAAGUUGGAGAGUGCUCUCACAACGCGUCGGAAGGUGCAAAGUCCUCCUCGAAGGCGUUGUUCUUAUCGAGUAAGCAAAACGCGCGAGGAGGAAUACCGAAAUCGUCUAAAAGACUUUGCCAUAAGAUGGAUCAAAAUAAAACGAAGUCUUCCAAGCCAGCCAAGAAAAUAUCGGUAGAGGUAGGGUAAAAACCGAAGACUCUCUACGAAUAACUAAAGUGCAAAAGAAUUCUAAAAAUUCAUCGGUGAUUAUAUAUACGUAUAUAUUACUCUAGAGUAUAGUGAUUGCAUUAGCGAUUAUUUAAAUGUCAGCGAUGUUUGUUCCCGUUUAAUUCGUCUGAAAUUCAUUUCAAAUUCUAGUAUAUCGUCUCAUUGCGAAUAUGCAUGUGUACAUAUGUAUCUGUCUAUUGUUGUGAGUCGUACGCACGAAUGCAACAAACGGUUUUGCGCUGAGAGUUUUGUUCAAACGAAUUAUAAAUUGUGAAGAAAUGUAUGUAUAGCGUAUACGAGCAUCUCAUGUCUUCUGUAACGAAUAAAUAACUCAAUAAAGCAAGCAUGACGGAAUA